AUGAAUAAUCAUCCAAUCGGAUCGUCCGAUUCAGUUCUCAAUUCCUCUUCAAGUCUUCAACAACAAACACUACAAAAUGGAGGAUCUUUUGUAUCACUUCCAACCACUUCCUCGGCCAAUGUUUCCGAGAAGAUUUUAUUUGCUGCUUUUAAUCAGGAUUGUAGUUGUGUAAGCAUUGGUACGGAUAGCUCGUAUAAGGUUUUUACGUUGGAUCCAUUGAGGAAGUGUUAUUCGCAACCUGGAGGAAUGAGUUGCGUUCAAAUGUUGUACAGUUCAAGUCUAUUAGCUCUUGUAGGAGCAGGUCAUCAGGCGAGUUUGAGUCCUAGAAGACUUCAACUCUUUAACUCAUCCGAGAAUAAGGCUAUUUGUGAACUCAAUUUCACAUCAACAAUUUUGAAUGUCAAAUUGUCAAAGAGAAGACUCGUAGUAGUUCUUCAGGACAAGAUACACAUUUUCGAUAUUUCAACAAUGAAAAUUCUUCGAACUAUUGAAACAGAUAACAAAUUAGGAUUAUGCGUCUUGUCAAGCAUUCCAUCAUCAACACCAACUGGUGUCAGUGGAGGAAAGAAUGAUGUGAGCUAUUUAGCAUUUCCAUCCGCAACAGAGACGGGUGAUGUUGUACUCUAUGAUGCCAUUAAUCCUAAACAUGUAGGAGUUAUCAAAGCUCACAAGAGCGACGUUUCAAUUAUCCAAUUUAAUCAAGACGGUACAAUGCUUGCCACAGCUUCUGGAAAAGGAACUGUGAUUAGAAUCUUCUCAAUUCCAGGUUGUGAACUUUUGCACACAUUGAGAAGGGGUUCAACAGCAGCACGUAUCUAUAGUAUUUCAUUUUCAUCUGAUUCAAGUAUGGUUUGCGUAUCAAGUGACAAGGGAACUGUUCACGUAUUUAAAUUGAAUCAAAGCUCAGAAAAGGAAGAAAAAGAAAAAAAGAGAACUCAAAAUGUUGGAACUCUCAGUGACACACUUCACAAUAUGUGGGAUAAUCAUCGUAAUUUUGCCCAUGCAACUGUGAAAUUGCCAGAAAAUGAGACAAGAAACAUUUGUGGAAUAACUCCAAACAAUGAGUCAUUGAUUGUUGUCAGUUUUGAUGGAUACAUUCAUCGUUUUGCGCUGGACACAACCAACGGAGGGGAGUGUGUUUUAGAGUCCAAAGUAAAAAUUCUUGAUUAA
Naegleria fowleri is the source of this 1170-nucleotide messenger RNA. RefSeq lists its product as uncharacterized. Bases 1 to 1170 code for a protein of 389 amino acids. Gene Ontology annotation, molecular function: phosphatidylinositol-3-phosphate binding; phosphatidylinositol-3,5-bisphosphate binding; protein binding. The record is from RefSeq and is a predicted model, not a curated record. The transcript is spliced from 3 exons. Lineage: Eukaryota; Heterolobosea; Eutetramitea; Acrasida; Naegleriidae. Gene Ontology annotation, biological process: protein lipidation; nucleophagy; autophagy of mitochondrion. Gene Ontology annotation, cellular component: cytosol; extrinsic component of membrane; phagophore assembly site membrane.